This is a messenger RNA of Enhydra lutris kenyoni (northern sea otter), 555 nucleotides long. RefSeq names its product mitochondrial pyruvate carrier 1 like. Gene Ontology annotation, cellular component: mitochondrial inner membrane. The coding region runs from base 1 to 555 and encodes 184 amino acids. Gene Ontology annotation, biological process: pyruvate import into mitochondria. Lineage: Eukaryota; Metazoa; Chordata; Mammalia; Carnivora; Mustelidae. The record is from RefSeq and is a predicted model, not a curated record. The transcript has a single exon.
AUGCUGUGUGGAGCACUUUAUGGCAAACACACAAAGGCGCGAGGUCACGGGCCCACGCUGUGCGGAGUAGGCUCUGCGUCCUACGUCAUCGUGGGUUGGCUGUUAUUUCGUUGGUGCUCUCAUGCCUUGGAGAUCAUGGCGAUGGUGGCGGCACUGUGGCGGAGUGCGAGGGGAUAUACGCAGACCAAGGAGUUCCGGAACUACCUGGCCAGCACUCACUUCUGGGGUCCCGUGGCCAACUAUGGCCUUCCGCUGGCUGCCUUUAAGGACAUGAACGCGUCACCUGAAAUCAUGAGUGGCCGUAUGACAGUAGCGCUCAUCUUCUACUCGAUGGCCUUCAUGCGUUUCGCCUACCAUGUACAGCCUCGAAACCUGCUGUUGUUCGUGUGCCACAGCACCAAUGUCGUGGCGCAGAGUGUGCUGCUGAGCCGCUACCUGAAUUACUACUACGGCGGAGGCGUGUUGGCGGCUGUUGGUACCACCGCUGCCACCACCCUCGAUCCCACCAGCGGUCCUGUACCUGUUAGCGACCUUGACAAUGACGACUCCUGCUAG